CUGGACUCGCUUGUCUUCAGCUCCGAGGGGGCCAGGAAGCGGGGUGACAAUCGCGGAGAUGGGUGGUGCGGUGCUUGGAGCUUAUAAGAGGGGGUGUGACCCCUCGCGUUUUGUUGCCGCUGAUAUUCCACUGUAAUCGCUGAUAAGCUGCCUUGAACAACCACAAUUGCUUCAAUUUGUCACUCAUCCCUUCAAUCUACUUUCUCCGUCUCCACAGACUCAUCUCCCAAGUUCCAAGAUGACCAUCCCCCACUACGGCGUCUGGGUCGGCCAGCCCACCCGCUACGACGCCCAAACCGAACAGCAAGACCCCAAGUCCCCCCACAUCUACCUCUACUUCAAAGACGAUCAGUACUCGCGCAAGGAGCCCGAAGCCGCCAUCAACGUCAAGUCCACCGACAAGGAUACCCGCCUGGUCUACUGGUUCAACCGGAACUUCACUCACCCGAUCUUGGACCAGCUGGCCAGCCUGGACGAGGGAUUCCACCUUCUGCAGUCCUCUGAGCACAGAUAUCGCCACUACCGCCAUGAAGAAUCCACCUCUGGACUGAAGGGUCUGGAUUUCCUACGCACCGAGGGUCUCGUGAGCAUCGAGGCGGGAACUCUCCUGCCGUCCGAGGAGACCUCGGACAAUGAUAUCCUCGACAAGUUGGAUCCCAUCCUCACGGAUGCCAUCAACCAGAAGGCCACGGUGUAUAUCUUUGGGUCGUCGUACGGGUCCGGAAUCCAUGACAUCCAUAUGAACCAGGGAAACUCGCCGUCGUAUGACAAUGGAAUCUAUGAGGAUGGUGCCUUGUUGUUCCGCUUUGAGGAUGGACAUUGGGAGUCGGUUUUCUUGGCGUUUGCGUCCCAGGAGAUCCCCACCAAUGCUAAGGGGCUGCCGGAGGAGGGUAGCAAGACCCUGGCCAGUAUUCUUGGGGAGUAGAUUGCUGGGAUUGUAAGAGAAUGGAUGGAUGUAUGCACUUGAUGAAUAUGAUGAGCUUGAUGAAUCAGGAAGGCAAUCACUAGCACAAUAAAUCGGAAGUUGAA
Molecule: messenger RNA, 1029 nt
Organism: Aspergillus heteromorphus CBS 117.55
Lineage: Eukaryota; Fungi; Ascomycota; Eurotiomycetes; Eurotiales; Aspergillaceae
Exons: 1
Coding region: 239-925 (228 amino acids)
Source: RefSeq, a predicted model, not a curated record